Messenger RNA from Cucurbita pepo subsp. pepo (vegetable marrow), 2217 nucleotides. Its product is annotated as transcription factor LHW. Lineage: Eukaryota; Viridiplantae; Streptophyta; Magnoliopsida; Cucurbitales; Cucurbitaceae. The record is from RefSeq and is a predicted model, not a curated record.
CGGCUGGGCCUGAGCAACAUGCACGGAAGGUGUUUGUUAUAAUGCCAAAUCCAAAGAGGUGGAGAAUGGUGGUAGAGGGCCAAGCCACGGGUCUAGAUUAUUAUCAUUGGAGAAGUACACACUAAGUUCUAUCCCCCUAAUUUCUGUAGCUGUCGACGUAUAUUUAGCUGCUUCAGUAAUGGGGGCAUCUUCCCAACAUUGUGUUUCUUUCGCCAGAACCAGUUGCCCCAUCUAAUGUCCUAUUAUCCACGCUUUGAAAGUGAUAAAGGUUCAAAGAUUGCAAAUGCGAUACAUCUCAAGGAUGCCAAUAGAAUUGAUUGCAGCUCUCCAUAUUGCGUGGGUGUGGUUGUCUUUGGUCACUCGUAGUGAAUGGACAAAAGAUAUUUUUUUUUCACCUCCCAUUUAGCUGUGCAGGAUAGGGUGUCUGCAAAUGGGUGGAGGGGACACACUUUGAAGAAAAUUUAGCCGGUGGGUUUUCAGCAAAGCAAUUGAUACCAUGGAUUGCUUCUGUCAAAGUAAAGAAAGCAUGAAACUUGAGAGAGUAAGAAGACCAGAGCUAUCUUGUGUCUUAUAUGGUGGGCCGACGUAAGGACGAAGUUUGGUGCAAUUUGAAUCCAAUGGAGCUUUCAAACUUUUGGAGGACCACAUCAGCUACAAUUGCCAAAUUGUUAUGUAUGCAUUUGCAGGAAGUUGCACUGGAAAGAUCCUUCAACGUUUAUUGAUGUGCAAAUCAAGAGUUGAAAUAAUAUUACUUUUUUGGUGGGGAAAUGAGUACCACAGCAUAAAUAUUUUGUAUAGCGAGGACUAGGAGGAGGUUGAAGCGUGUUUCCCACACUAAAUGCCAGCGAGUAGGUGUAGUAAGUACCAUGAUUGCUCCUUCCCAUUUAAUGGUGAAGAGAAAGACCAGUACAGAGCCAAUCGGUUUUCUUUCAGUAAAAUGGAAAGUGGCCUUCCCAUGCUUAACUGUCUGUUGCAACACACUUUAAGGAGUUUAUGUUUGUCUUCAGACUCUUGUAGCUCUACCUCUUCUAAGUGGGUUUAUGCCAUUUUCUGGAGGAUCCUCCCUAGAAACUUUCCUCCUCCCAAGUGGGAGUUUGGUGGGAGUGCUCUUGAUCGCUCUAAAGGAAACAAGAGGAACUGGAUUCUUGUUUGGGAAGAUGGGUUUUGUGAUUUCCAUGAAUGUGAAAGAGCAGCAGGUGGGUGUCUUACAGGGAGGUUUGGAGUUGAUCUCUUCUUCAAAAUGUCUCACGAGGUUUACAGUUAUGGAGAAGGAUUAGUGGGAAAAGUUGGUGCUGAGAAUAAUCAUAAAUGGGUUUUCAGAGAUAGCGCAACUGAAAGUGAUCCGAACCUCGUCUCCUCAUGGAACUCAUCCAUUGAGCCUCAACCUCGAGCCUGGGAAUCUCAGUUUAAAUCAGGCAUUCAGACAAUUGCAGUCAUUGCUGUACGAGAAGGCGUAGUUCAGCUGGGCUCUUUUGAUAAGGUCCCGGAAGAUCUCAAUUUAGUCAUUAAUGUGCAGAGGAAAUUCAGCUACCUGCACAGCAUGCCAGGUAUCUUUGCUGUUCAAAGGCCCUACCUUCCUAGCCAACAUCCAUACGUUUUAAAACCAGAUGUCCAGAUGAUCGAAAACCAAUCUACUGGGUUGAAGAGAUUGUUCAGCUCUAUGCUUGAUGAAUCUCCUAUCAAAUCCAUCAACUUAGGCUGGAACACCCCACAUCCCUUGGCCUCUGGAUCGCCAGUGUGGCCAAUCCCACCUCUUCUUCCUUCCACUUCAUGCGGUUUUGGAACUUUUAAAUCAAAGAUUCCUUCUAAUGGCACCCCGCCUUGUGAAGUCGAUGAUCGUCCCGAUGCAGUUCAACUAAUGUCCAUUAACCACCCGAACCUGAAUACAUUGAAGGCUACCAACUCAGAAGUAAAGAUAGAAACCUCCAGCCAGUUAGAUGCAGCUCAAGAAACAGAAGAGAAACCAAGUUGCUUAAAUCCUAGAUUCGGGUUUGGAGAGACAAGCCAGAAUGGUCAAAGUCUCAAUUAAUUAGGAAAAGUACCUUCUCAAUGGCAUUAAUUGUCACAAAAAGGAUGAGUUUGGUACUUGCAUGGAUUUGGAUGGUUGAUUAGCAUGCACCCAAAUUGUAUAAUCACUGUUUUUUGAGUUAUCUGUCAAUAAAAAUAUCUAGAUACUGAAGUAGUUUUAUUAUCAAACAAAGAUGGCACUAUAUUUCA